Mucor velutinosus is the source of this 1209-nucleotide messenger RNA. RefSeq names its product GPI inositol deacylase (gene BST1). The record is from RefSeq and is a predicted model, not a curated record. The coding region runs from base 1 to 1209 and encodes 402 amino acids. Lineage: Eukaryota; Fungi; Mucoromycota; Mucoromycetes; Mucorales; Mucoraceae. Gene Ontology annotation, biological process: lipid metabolic process. The transcript has 4 exons.
AUGAAGCUACUACAAUAUUUUGAAACUGGCCCAACCAGAAUACCCAUCAGUACAUCGUACUACCUUGGUUGGAUUGCUGCAUUGCUUUAUACUCAGAACGUCUUGGCUUCUAUCAAGCUAACUACUAUGUCAACAAACAUGAAAAGAGUUUUUGCAACACCUCUGCUGGCAGCUGAUCUGAUUUUACCUGUUGUAUUUAUGGAUUUAAGCGGCUCAUGGAAUUUACUUGGUGCUACUAUCCCAUUUAUGGCCUUUCUCCGCUUUCUCGAUCUCUUCUGGGUGGCACCCAUUGUGCAAGGUAAGGAAGCUUAUGCCUCCAUGAAAUUCUUGCAAGAGGAAUUUUGGGUUUGUCUGCGCAAGUUUCCCAAAAAUAAAGAAGAACAGAAGAAGUUUGUCAAGGAUAGAAAAUUCUACCAUAUCAUUCCUCAUUUUAUCGUACAUGCCAUCAUUUCCGAUAUUAUCGGUGCCUGGUUCAUGACCUUCACCAGAGAAGAUGUAAUGAGAAUGUAUCACACUCAGCCCUUGUUCUUCUUUGGCUUCUUCUGUAUGGCCUUAGUUGCCAUGUCCAGUGGUUUCGUCGCUAACGGAUAUAUGAUGCAAUUCAUCUAUGUUCUCAUGUACGAAAAGGGCUCAUACUGCAAAGCUCAGUGGCGUAGAUUGAUGGAGUUUCCCAUUUGUGCCACAUCAUUAGGAGACAUCUGGUCGUUCCGUUGGCAUCAAUCACUUAAGCCAACAUGGCUCAAUCUUCCUUUUACUGAAGUGCGCGUCCUAACCGAACGCGCAUUGACAAAGCGUCAUAUCAAAAGCGCAAAGAGACUUGGAAUCAUGGCAGCAGCUCUCUCAGUAUUUAUGAUUUCUGGCGCAUUGCACGAAUAUUUGGUUUACGUCAAUGUUGGAUUAACAAGUUACAAGUCUACUUUCAUGGGGCAAGAAAUGUGUUUCUUUACCAUUCAUGGCAUCGCGGUGAUGCUUGAGAAAUUUGUUGCCAAAGCUUUCAGGGGGCAGCAUUGGGUUCAUAGUCCAAUGGUGAUCUGGCUCCGUCGUGCCUGGGCAUUGGGCUUUGCUUGCUAUACAUUUCCCUUGUUUUUGAAGGGAUUCAUGGAGUUUGACUCAUGGCACGCAGGUGCAUUUACACCUUAUCAGCCCAAGAUUUUGGAAAUCAUGCACCAGACACCUGGAAUGCGUGGACUCUGUGGAAGUUUAUUUUAG